This is a messenger RNA of Prosopis cineraria, 2995 nucleotides long. Its product is annotated as cucumisin-like. Lineage: Eukaryota; Viridiplantae; Streptophyta; Magnoliopsida; Fabales; Fabaceae. Gene Ontology annotation, biological process: proteolysis. The record is from RefSeq and is a predicted model, not a curated record. The coding region runs from base 705 to 2915 and encodes 736 amino acids. Gene Ontology annotation, molecular function: serine-type endopeptidase activity. The transcript has 11 exons.
UCUCACAAAUGUUCCUCUUGGAUCUUUUUGAAGAAGUUGAUUUCCACUGGUACGCGAGGCAGGAUAUGAUUUGCAACAUGAAUAGCAAGCCAGUGAAGCAAAUUUCGAACCCAGACAAGAGAUUGAGAGAUGGGUUUGGAUUGGUCAUUCACAAGUUGUUGGACAUGCCAUGUGAACGCAACCCCUAAAGAAAUGUUUUCCUUUAGCUCUUAAAAAAAGAAAAAAGCCCACUGGGAAUAAAUGAAAACGGAGCGAUCUCUCUCCUAGUCCCUCCCUCCUGUUCUUGGUUCUGCCUUCACAUUAUGAGGGUGAGAUGGAUUUUUAAAAAGAAAUUAAUCCAAGAACGGGAAGAGAGACCCAGAGGAAUGGCAAAGGUACGAAAAAUCUUUGGGUUGACUGUAAGAAUCUUGUCCUGACUUAAUAAUCAAUUAGUCGGGUCAGGGCUGUAUACUGAUAGCUAGCUUCCAAUGGCUUUCGCCACGUCUUCCUUCAAUUUCUAGCGUUGACUAUUCUUCUUGGGCGUCCAAAUCCUUUCACCGCUUUCUCUCAAUACGCGUUUUGGUUCGUUGGUGGACAAUAUUUCCUACCAAGAUCUCCAGUGAAACGCUAUCUGAAUUGGAUAUUAUUUCACCCUACCAUUGUCGUGUACACGAACAAACACACACGCUGUUUAAAGUUUUGUGAUUGCUACUACCAAGUUCAGAAUGGACAGCAUAUCAUCUGGUCCUCUGUUGUUGAUUUCACUUCUUUGCUUUGCUUCUCUACUGCUAAAAUGUCACUCUUCUUCCUCAGACGAGCCGAAGACUUACAUUGUCUACACGGGGAACAGUAAGACUGAUGAAGCUUCUGCAUUGUCACAGUACACAAGCUUGCUGCAAAAAGUCUCUGAUAGCGAUGCUGUGCCCAAGUCAGUUCUCCAUCACUACAAACGGAGUUUCAAUGGCUUUGUUGCGAAGCUAACAGAGAAACAAGCAGAAACAAUUGCAGGACUUGAUGGUGUGGUCUCCGUGUUCCCCAGUCGAAAGAGACAACUCCACACAACAAGGUCUUGGGAUUUCAUUGGUUUCCCACUGAACGUGCAAAGAGCCACGACCGAAAGUGAUAUCAUCAUCGGAGUUCUCGAUUCUGGAAUCUGGCCUGAAUCCGAAAGCUUCAGUGACAAGGGAUUGGGCUCACCACCUAGGAAAUGGAAGGGAACAUGUCAAUCCUCACCUAACUUCACUUGCAACAAUAAAGUCAUUGGGGCAAAGUAUUACAGAGCUGAUGGAUCAUUUGGUGAUGAAGAGAAGUCUCCCAGAGACAAUGAUGGCCAUGGGACUCAUAUAUCAUCAACCGUGGCUGGGAACCCAGUGAACCACGCAAGCAUGUUAGGGCUGGCAACAGGAACAGCAAGAGGAGGUGCUGUAUCAGCACGCAUUGCUGUCUACAAAGUUUGCUGGAUCGAUGGUUGUUAUGAUGCAGACAUUCUCGCAGCUUUUGAUGAUGCCAUUGCUGAUGGGGUGGAUGUACUUUCAGUUUCUCUUGGAGGGCCAAAUGACCAGAAUUAUUUCAGAGAUGGACUAGCUAUUGGAGCUUUCCAUGCUAUGAAAAAUGGAAUAUUGACGGUAACUUCUGCUGGGAAUUCUGGCCCAAAACCUGGAUCACUCGUAAACUUUUCACCUUGGUCUAUUUCCGUGGCUGCUAGCACCAUUGAUAGAAAGUUUCUUGCCAAGGUUGGUUUAGGUGAUAACAGGACAUUUGAGGGACUUUCUGUAAAUACAUUUGACCUUAAGGAACAACAGUACCCUAUAAUUUAUGGAGGAGAUGCACCGAAUAUUAGAGCAGGCUUUGAUGGAUCUUCAUCCAGGUCUUGUGGGGAAGGUUCGUUGAAUCCAAAUUUAGUCAAGGGUAAAAUUGUUCUGUGUGAAGGCAGAAGCAAAGCAGAAGGUGCCUUCGUGGCUAAAGCUAUUGGUGCACUUACACAAGGUCAGAAUUCCAGAGACUAUGGCUGGUCUUUCCCCCUGCCUGCUUCGUACAUUGACUUGCAGGAUGCUAACAGCAUUUUUGUCUACAUGAAUUCAACUAGGAAUCCAACUGCAACCAUAUUUAGGACUAACGAGGAAAAAGAUACAUUGGCCCCUGUGGUGGCUUCUUUCUCCGCAAGGGGUCCUAGUCUUGUUUCCCCAGAUAUUCUCAAGCCGGAUUUAGUGGCCCCGGGAGUCAACAUUCUCGCUAGUUGGGCUUCAAAUGCCUCUGUUUCUGAGGUUGACGGUGACAACAGAAGUUUGCAAUUCAACAUACUUUCAGGAACAUCCAUGUCAUGUCCACAUGUUUCUGGAGCUGCGGCUUUUGUUAAGUCAUUCCAUCCUGAAUGGUCUCCUUCUGCUAUUCAAUCGGCUUUGAUGACUACUGCUAGGACAUUGAGUCCCAAGAUUAACCGAGAUGCAGAGUUUGCAUAUGGAGCAGGUCAAAUCGAUCCUGUAAAGGCAGUGAAUCCUGGAUUAGUAUACGAUGCUAGUGAAGCUGAUUUUGUGAGAUUCUUAUGUGGACAGGGGUACACCACGAGGACAUUACAGCUCGUAACAGGAGAUAACAGCAGCUGCUCUAAAGCAGCUAAAGCAAGUGAUUUAAACUACCCUUCAUUUGCUCUUCCAACCCCUCCCUCCAACCUCACUGUGAGUGGUAGUUUUAAAAGAACUGUUACUUAUGUUGGGUCGGAAAAGUCAACAUACAAAGCCACUGUGAGUGGUCCUCCGGGGCUGAAAAUCCAAGUGAACCCAAGUGUUCUUUCCUUCACUUCCUAUGGUGAAAAGCAGAGCUUUGUGCUUAGCAUUGAAGGAAGCUUGGAAGCAUCUAUAGUGUCAGCAUCUUUGGUUUGGAGUGAUGGUAUGAUCCCAGUGAGAAGCCCUAUUGUUGUGUUCAAUUCACCUCAAUAGAUCUUUAUUAUUUUAUGAUUACUAUUAGACAUUGAAUAAAUUAAUGCAGAACAGAAGUAUCCAACGUUUUGUUUGAAGAA